Effrenium voratum is the source of this 7833-nucleotide messenger RNA. The record is from the annotation of a GenBank genome assembly. NCBI's taxonomy places the organism in Eukaryota, Dinophyceae, Suessiales, Symbiodiniaceae.
AUGGGAGGUCGAGCAGUUCGAUCUUACGAGGACGCCAGCAAGGCGGAUGUGCAGGCCUUCUUCUUCAAGCUGCUGAAGAAGGAGGCCAAAUCCCAGCCAACCUUCAAGCCCCGCGUCAUGGUGAUGCUGCUGCAAUACCUGCUGCGGUGGCUGCAGUCCAGCGAUGCUGCCAAGAGCAUCACCAAAGAAGGCGCCUUCAAAGCCGAGGUCGUCACCUCGCUGCUGGACACGUUGACUGGGGAGAUGAGUCGCUGCAUCCGCUGGCGCCCACGCUGGCAGCUCAAGGCGACCCGUGCCCUCCGGAAGGUGUUGAUCGCCAUCUCAGAGGUUGCACUUCCGUGGGCAACAGCCUUCCUCCGCAAGUCGGAGGAGCCUCCAGCGCUGCUGGUGGCAGCAGUUACGACCACACCGGGCGUGGAUCGAGCAGUCAUGCUGGAGCUGUACACAAAGCACGUCCUGGAGGCCAAGAAGCCGCUCACGGACUUCGCGCUGGAGGCUUGGAAGCCGGUGGCCAAGCAGAGCUCCAGCGAGGAGCUGGCUGCCACGCUGCUGCCUACGGCCCUCAGGAUGAUGAAAAGGCAGCCCGCGGCCAGUGCUGUCUCCUUCCCCUCGCUGGUGGGGAGUGUGCAGGUCGACCUGUCUCCCCAUGCAAAGGAAAUUCUGGAUUUGGCGCCGGAGAAGCUGAAAGACAAGGACAAGAAGCUGUCCGGUCGCGGUUUGGUGAGGGACGUGGUCAAGGCUUCCCAGCUGCCAGCACUUCUCGCAGUCGCAGAGGCCUGGGCAGAGCUGGCGAAGAAGGCUGCCAAGGCGGAUGAAAAGCAGGCCACGCUGCAGGCGCUUGCGGAGCUCGCUGGCAACCUGCAGCCGGUGGAAGAUGGGAGCGCUUUUGCUAAGCUCAUUGACCCCAAGGGGCCGCUGGCCAAAGUGGCAGCGGAGGAUGCGAAUGAGGAGACUCGCUUCCUCGCAUAUCGCGCCCUGGGCGCCCUGGCAUUACCUUUGCCCAUGGCAGACCAGGAUCAGGUGUGCCAAGAGCUCAUGAAGCCCUUGGCAGACAAGAAGGCCCCAGACCGCGCGCGCCUUGCCGCUUUGACCGCCAUGGCCCAGUUGGCGCGGCAGCGCCAAGGCACGCCGCGAAGCUGGACCAGCAGCUUCGUGGACAAGGUGCUGCCAUGGCUGACGGUGGCGGCCACCAAGCCAGUGCAGCGCCUGCAGAGUUUGCUGGGCUUCGCGGUGUGCGGGUCCCUGGCGCAGGAGAGCGAAGUCCUGGGCUCAAAGCUGAAGAAGGACCAGCUGUCCUUGAUCAAGGACGGCGGGUCCUUUCUGAACGCCGUGCCGGUGAUCUUGAAAGCGCCUCACGCUGAGCUUGCUGCUCAGGCGCAGUUUUGGGGAGCGCUGCUGGGCAACCACGUCCCCGGCAGCCCUUCAAUGUUGGAGGCGGCCAAGGCGGUGCAAUGGCUUCAGUUGCCCCCCAGCCCGUUUGUCGACUGCAUGCCGGUGGCUCGCAGCGCCAUUGUCCUACUGGCAUGUCUGCAUGCCUCGUCACCCGAGCGGGCAGUCAAGCCAGAGGAUCAAAGUCCCAUCAAGUGCCUGGGCUUGCUGGAGAUUUUGCGCGAGGCCAAGGAGGAAGACGCGGAUGCCCUUCUGCUCCUUUUGGCGCAGGCCUUGGUUGCCUGGAUGGCGGAGCAGGCGUCGGUGCCUGCGAAGAAACGCCAGGUGAGCAGCUUUGCACUUCGCAAGACGCUGGUGGACCUGUGCACUGCAGCCGCGGUGAAAUCCGUGCAGCCGGAGACGCUGUGCUUGCUCUCCCUGGCUGCCCACCACCCGCUGCUGACCUCCCGGCGCUGGCCAGUCUUGAGACACUGGCGCUGGCUGCAGCGAGGGCCCUUGGGGGAGUGCUUCGACAAGGUGGGCGCGGGGCUUUGGGAACCGCUCCGUCGGCUGAUUCUGGCCGGCCGUGAGCUGCCGGCCUCUGACAUCACCGGCUGCCGCCGCGCGGCCGUGUCGGUGGCACGGGCUCUGACGGAGACCCAGGAAGUCACGCAACUGCUGCGGGAUUGCAUCAGCGCUUUGCCCAGUGAUCAGGUUGCAGCAGAAAAGCAGGAGGACGUCAAAGUCUUCUUCGCGCCCGAGGGGCUUCUUUGGAUUGAAGAGGGCGUCUAUGUGGCGGAGGAGAGGGAAAAUAAGAACAUCUCCUCCAAGAAUAAGUACCUGCAGGGUAUGGACGACGACGACGUCAAGGAGACGCUCCCGGCGUCCCGCAUGAAGUUUGCCCCGCUGGACCGCGACAAGGACAAGGAGAAGGUCAAAGCCAAGGACCCAAAGGCUAAGGCCAAGGCAAAGGCUGCUGCGGGCGAGAAGGGCGCAAUGACGCAGGGCCAAAUCGAAGAGGCCAAGAUCCAGGAGCAGUCCGAGACCCGCGCGCGUAUCCGCUGUUACGUGGAUCAAGGCAGCUUCGUGAUGGACGUGAUGGCCACCCUUGCUCAGAAUAAGGGCCAUAAAGAGGCCUUUGAUGAGAUCAUGCCGCAGCUGGUGCCUGUCUUCCUGAAGCUUUUGCAGUCCCCGCUUUCCGUUUUGAAGGCCCGUCAGUGCCUCCGGAGCCUUGUCCUGCUGGUGGUGCCGCCUACCAGCAUCUCCAGGCAAGAUUUGCUGGCUGACGCGCUCACGGUGGUGGCCAAGCAUUGGCUCAGCCGGAGCCCCGCCGCAGCAGGGACAGCUGGAGAGGAGCGCGUGUGCGAGGUGGUGCUGGAGGGCGUAGAUACGCACACAGCGCUUAGCGGCUCGACGCUGGCCCUGGUGCUGCCCAUUAUCUUGCGCUCGCUCUUCGACAGCAGCUCCCAGUUGCAGGACUUGUGCACAAAGGCGCUGCACUUGCUGGAGAGGCAGCUGGAGCUUGGAAUAAAGGUCUCGGAGGAGACGGCCAUGGAGGUCUUGGACUCCUUGAGCGUGGUGCUUUUGGCGCUGCCCGGGAUGGCGACCAGCAGCCAGGCCACAAUCUCUGCGGCCAGCAAGUACAUGAUCUCCUCCACGGAGCAGCUGGCAAAGCUGGCCGAAAUGUUUUUUUCAGAUGAAGACUUGAUGCGCUCGACCGUGAUUUCUGCACUGGCAGCCCUUGUGGAGAACCAGUAUGUGCAGGAGGAAACUGUGGACAUCGACGCGGCCAGGCCCGUGCUACGACUUGGGGCGUUGGAUGCUUCAGCCGAUGUGGCCAAACAAGCGAUCGAAGACUUGGAGCUGGGCGUAGACGAGGUGCUGAUGAUGGAGCUCAUCGAUUUUGCGACCAACAAGGGCAGCGUGAGAGCGGUACAGGAGUUGAUUGCGAAGGCACUGGCAGAGGUUCUCACGGAGCUGGACGACCCGCAGCACACGCAGACCGCGCUGGACUUGUUGACCCAGCAGUUUCGGGAAGGGCCGGAAUCCAGGCUAACCGUGGCGCGCUGCUUGGAGAGGAUCUAUGCCACAAAUCUGCAAGGUGAAGAGCAGGUUGCACAGGCCUUCAAAUUCCUGCUGCGCCAGGGUUUGGGCCUGACGAAUGGCGCCACACCCGAGGCCAGCGAACUGCGCGACGUUCUACUUGCAGCAGGCAUCGCGUUGAUCGAGAAGCACGGGGAGGAUUUCGCCAAUGACCUUUUCAACAUUGUGGAGGGCUUUGAGGAUAGCGCGGCAAGCAGCGCAGCAGGUGAGUCUGCGCACCUGGGCAUCGCGGUCUAUUUGGGUGCGCUCUCCAAGCAUUUGGGCGCGGACCACGCUAAGGUCCCGGAAAUCUUGCCUCGACUGCUGCAGAGGCUGCAGGACAAGACCUCUUCGACUUCUGUGCAGAAUGCCAUCGUGAAGGUGAUGCCGCCCUUGAUGAAGCAAAACAAGGAGCAAGCAGCUGAGACUUUGGACCAGCUCCUGGAGGUGGCACUGGCGCCCAAGACGGACCCCACCACCCGCCGGGGCGCCGCCAUGGGCGUGGGCGCCACGGUGAAAGGAAUUGGCAUCCAGUCCAUCUCCCAGCACUCCAUCCUCAAGAGGAUCGAAGCAGCGGCCGAGGACAAAAAGAGUGCAGCUGUGCGUGAGGGAGCCUUGCUGUGCUUGGAGGGCUUGACUCUGAACCUAGGCCGGCUGUUCGACCCAUACGUGGUGCAAAGUUUGCCGCUGCUGCUCCAGGCCUUCUCCGAUUCCCAGCGGGGCGUGCAAAAGGCCUCGCAGGUGGCUGCUGGGGCAAUGAUGUCACAGCUCAGCGGCCCAGGAGUGAAACAGGUUCUCAAGCCGCUGCUAGCGGGCAUUGAGGACAAACAGUGGCGCACCAAGUUGGGCUCCAUCGAGCUCCUGGCUUCCAUGACCAGUUGUUUGCCCAAGCAGCUCGCGGCCUGCCUGCCCCAGGUGGUGCCGGCCUUGUGCACCGUCAUCAACGACCAGCAUGCGAAGGUGAAGGAAGCAGCGAGAGAAGCCAUCAACAAAGUGGGCAGCAUCAUCAGCAGCCCAGAGCUUCGGAACAUCGCGCCGGAGCUGAUCAGCGCCCUCACGGAUGGGGCGCAGUAUGAGCAGAUCACACGAGAUGUGCUGGACAAGCUCUUGGCAACAUCCUUCGUCCACCAUAUCGAUGCUGCGUCCUUGUCCCUAGUGUGUCCACUCAUCCACCGGGCCAUGAAGGAGAGGUCCGCGGACAUGAAGCGGAAAGGUGCGCAGAUGGUGGGCUCCAUGGUGCUCCUCAUCAAGGAUGCCAAAGACAUCCAGCCAUACCUGCCCUUGCUGAUUCCGCAGCUCAAGGUUACCUUGGUGGAUCCCAUUCCUGAUGUGCGCGCAACUUCCGCAAAGGCGUUUGGUACCUUGGCGAACGCCCUGCCCGAGGAGAUGUUGGGCGACGUCUUGCCUUGGCUCUUCGAGAGCCUCCGCUCCUGCGAGUCCGCGGUGGAACGCAGCGGUGCGGCCCAUGGCUUGUCGGAGGUGCUCAUGGCAAAGGGCGCAGAUCAAAUUGCGACGCUUUUGCCAGAUAUCCUCAGCAAUGCCAGCAACAAGGAAGCAGACCCUGGAUCUCGGGAAGGCUACUUGGGGCUUUUUGUCUAUCUCCCUGUGGCAAUGGGGAAUGCAUUUGAGCCAUACAUCGAAGAGGUGAUGACUAUGUUGCUGAACGGUAUGUCGGAUGAUGUGACCUCAGUGCGGGAUACAGCUUUCAAGGCGGCGCAAACCAUCACCAAGCACUUCGGCUCUUCGCACACAGCUCUGCUUCUGCCACCUUUGGAAGAGGGCGUCUUCGAUGUGGACUGGCGCAUUCGACAUGGUGCCGUCCAACUCAUGGGCCAGUUGAUCCAGCAGAUCUUGCGAGCCCACCGCAUCCCCACAAACAGUGCCGAGCUCAUGCAGGUGGAAGUCCUGCCAAAGGAAUGGCGCUGCCACAUGCUCGCCUCACUCUACAUAGUUCGAAGUGAUGAGAAUGGCGUGGUGAAGCAGGCGUGCAGCCAAGUCUGGAAGGCUGUGGUGCAGAACACGCCCCGCACCUUGCGAGAGCUGCUGCCCACGCUGAUGACCCGCCUCAUCGCAAAUUUGGCCUCCACCAAUCGUGAGAAGCAGCGUGUUGCUGCGCGCUGUGUGGGCGACCUUGUGAGCAAGCUAGGAGAGCGAGUGAUGCCUGAGCUGAUGCCAAUUUUCAUGGAGACGCUGUCUGAAGGCGACCCACAUGUGCGGGAGGGCGUUUGCAUCGGCUUGGCGGAGCUGAUCAACGCCACUACGAAGGAGCUAUUGGCAGAGUAUUUGGGUCAGCUGAUCCCUGCAAUCCAGCAAGCCAUCAUUGAUGAUGACGAGUCUGUGAGGAGUCAAGCCAGCACUGUCGUCGCCUUGUUGCACACGGCGGUUGGGCCUCGCGCCACCAAAGAUGUGGUUGACUGGCUUCUGAGCAAGUUGGCCGAGGAGGAGGAGGAUGACGAGGACUACUCUGGUGAUUUCUACCUACAUGGCCUGGAGCAGCUUAUGAAGAAGCAGCCAGGGGCAGUGCUCCCCAUUGUGCUGGCUACGCUGACCUCGCCAUCGAAGAAAGGAUGGACAGUCCUUCAGGUGCAAGGCUUGGCUACUUUGGCGGUUGUACCCGACAAGAACGCGGUCCACCGACACUUGUCUGACGUGCUGCCCCUGAUUAUCCAAGUCGCAAGCAGCGCUGAUGAGUCAGAAGAGAUGCGCGAGAUCGCAGAAGAAUCUGCGGCUCGCCUUGUGGAUGCCGUGGAACAGCCUGGCCUCAUCAUCCUGCUGAACGAGCUGAUGGGCCCCAUGCAGGAUGCUUCCAAUGCGCGGCGGCGUGUGGUGGCAGCUCACCUUUUGCAGCACUUCUUCCAGACAACAGGCCUGGAUGCGAUCCCGGCGCUGAACCAGGCGCUGCCGGCGCUGCUGCCCUCCGCGCUGGCGGACGACCACGAGGAGGCGCUCAGCGCUGCCAUGGCGGCGCUGAACGCCGUUGUGAAGAAGUGUAAGAAGGAGGAGCUGGUGCCGUACUUGGGGGAGGUACGAAGCGCAGUGCUCAAGGUCAUCACCGACCCUGUCAGCAAGAAGGUGGACCCUGAGAUUCACCUGCCAGGACUUUGCAAUCACGGGGGCUUGGAGCCGCUUUACCCCAUCUAUCAGCACGCCUUGGUCCAUGGCAGCCCCGACGCUCGCGAACUUGCAGCCAAAGGUCUCAAGGAGUUGGUGGAUCACACCACGGAGGCCGCUUUGGCGCCGCAUGCCGUGAAGAUCACAGGCCCGCUGAUCCGAAUUGUGGGCGACAAGUUUCCGGGACAUGUCAAGAAGGCGAUCGUGGAAGCUCUGCAGUCGCUUCUGAGCCGUGCAGGUGCCACUCUGAAAGCCUUCCUGCCACAGCUGCAGACGACCUACGUGAAGUGCCUCUUCGAUCCCCUAAAUACUCAGGAGGUGCGCGAGAAGGCGGCGCAAUCCUUGGGCCUGUUGGCCAGGAGGGCUCCAAGAACAGAGCCGCUGGUCAAUGAGCUCAGCACCGGCAUGGCCAACCAAGCGGAUCCGGCGGCCCGCGUGGCCAUGGGCUAUGCUUUGGGCGAGGUCCUGCUGAACUUGCCUGCGGCGACGACACCAGCAGCACAGGAGAAGAUCCAAGCAGCGGUCUCGACCCGGGGCUCUGACGAUGAUGCCACGCAGAAAGACCGCCAGGUUUGUGGCUGGGCCUUGGGCGUGCUGAUGCGGCGGCAUUUGCCCACGGAGUCUGCAGUGGAUGUGCUUGAGUCGCAGGUGAAGCCAGCGCUGGCUUCCGCCUCCACACGCAGCCUUGGGGCCUUUGCCUUGGCAGGAAUCUGUUGGUGCCAGCAGCCCUACAUGGAGAGCCCGGCAGAAGAUGAGCUGCUGCAACCAGCUGAGGAGGCAGCUGCAGGUGCUUUGCCACAGCUGCUCAAGGACAGCAACGAUGAGGCGCAAUGCGCUGGGCUGGCGCUGGCGGCGAGCCUCGCCAAGCUCCGCGCCAGGAAGCCGGGCAGCUGGGAGCCGCUGGAGCAGCAAGCCGAUCGCCUCUCCGCGCUGAUCCAAGGUGACAGUGGCAUUGAGGGCCGCUUCCCCUUGCUUUGCGCGCGGCACCUCUUGGGUGCCUGCGCUGAGGCGAAGCCGAGCCUCGCGGCCAAGGUGGCUGCUGCUGCAGCGCAUCGGGGAAACCGACAAGAGGAUCCAGAGGAUGGGGAACGAGCAGUGGCAGCUGCCCUGCCGGUGAAGAACCGGGAUGAGGACGGCGUCAAGGGCUCCAUCGAGAAGCUGGCGGCAUCGCUGGACGCCAAGGCAGCGCAGAAUCUCAAGGAGUUCACUCAGAAGAGGAUACGCAGCUUAUCCUUUUAUACUGGUACCAGCGACUUUGCCUGGGAGAUGUGA